UCAGGCAUAAUGUAUAAGCAAAAUAGAAGUUGGAUGUAUGAUAAAAAAGCGGUAUUGUACGGAAUGCAAUCAAAUUUCCUCGAGGGAUGUGGGGAGUUUAUUAAAUUUGCACUUGAACACCCGGAUUAUAUGAGUGGUGACAAAAUCAGAUGUCUAUGUUCAAAGUGUAGAAAUCUCAAAUUUAAAGACCCAGAGGAUGUUAGGUGGGAUUUGUACGCGGAAGGUUUCGUUUCCAAUUAUUAUAAUUGGACUUGUCAUGGCGAACCUUUGGAUCCAUCUCUCGCUCCACGAAUAGUAGGUUCGUCUCGUAACGUCCCUAACGAGAUGAGUGGGUGGGGAGACCGUGAUGAAAUGAGGUGGGACCAAAUAAUGGUAUAUGAUGCAUACGGUCCAUCGAUGUCUGAGUUCAACCCCCCACAACCAUGUAACGAUCCUCCUGAAGCCUCGACAUCGUAUCAAGCAGAUGCGAAUGAAAAUCCGAUAUUUUAUCAAUCUUAUGUGGAUGAAGGUUUAGCUGAGAGAUUUCAAGGUGUUUUAAAAGCUGUCGAUCAGCCUCUGUAUGUUGAUUGUGAGGCAUACUCUCAGCUAUCCGCCGUUACAGAGUUUAUGAACAUAAAAGCUGAAUACAAUCUCCCUGAAACUUGCAUGUCCAGAGUUUUGCAGUCAGUAGGAGGAAUGCUACCGUGUGAUCAUAGUCUCCCCGAUUCAUAAUAUAUUACGAGAUGAAGCAAUUAAUAUCUAAAUUGGGGCUUCCUUGUAUCAUAACCGAUGGUAUAGAUAAUAUUUUAUGAAGUACCAUGUUGUGUAACUUAUUUCGAGGUGUAAAAUAUUUUCAGCCAAAACUUUAUAAAUAUCAGCAGAAACAGCCGAUUCAGCCAAUUCUAGUGUUACCAAAUGGGCUCUAAGAUUAUCUCAUGUUUACUAUCUGGUAAAGUGUGUGGUUCACUACAAGAAAAGUGCACAUAGACCGCACAUAGACCAAUUUUUUUU
Messenger RNA from Cuscuta epithymum, 990 nucleotides. The record is from the annotation of a GenBank genome assembly. Lineage: Eukaryota; Viridiplantae; Streptophyta; Magnoliopsida; Solanales; Convolvulaceae.